Messenger RNA from Cyclopterus lumpus (lumpfish), 3731 nucleotides. Its product is annotated as glycogen phosphorylase, muscle form. Gene Ontology annotation, molecular function: glycogen phosphorylase activity; pyridoxal phosphate binding. The transcript is spliced from 20 exons. Lineage: Eukaryota; Metazoa; Chordata; Actinopteri; Perciformes; Cyclopteridae. Gene Ontology annotation, biological process: glycogen catabolic process. The coding region runs from base 127 to 2655 and encodes 842 amino acids. The record is from RefSeq and is a predicted model, not a curated record. Gene Ontology annotation, cellular component: cytoplasm.
CAUAUAUAUAUAUAUAACCAGCUGGACCGUCACAUCCCAGCCGCUGUCUGUUCAAAGGAGAGACUGAAGAGCAGUGGGCGUGCUGCCGGGAGACAUUUCACUUGACAUUCAGCCAGACUCGCGAACAUGGCCAAGCCGCUGACCGACCAGGACAAGAGGAAGCAGAUCUCGGUCCGGGGGCUGGCCGGGGUGGAGAACGUCUCGGACCUGAAAACUAAUUUCAACAGGCACCUCCACUUCACCCUGGUGAAAGACCGGAAUGUGGCCACCAAGCGCGACUACUACUUCGCCCUGGCCAACACGGUCCGGGACUACCUGGUGGGCCGCUGGAUCCGGACGCAGCAGCACUAUUACGAAAAAGACCCCAAACGCGUCUACUAUCUCUCACUGGAGUUCUACAUGGGUCGCACUUUGCAGAACACCAUGGUCAACUUGGCCUUGGAGAACGCCUGUGAUGAAGCCACGUACCAGCUGGGUCUGGACAUGGAGGAGCUGCAGGACAUCGAGGAAGAUGCCGGUCUAGGCAACGGUGGUCUGGGUCGCCUGGCCGCUUGCUUCCUGGACUCCAUGGCCUCUUUGGGUCUGGCUGCCUAUGGAUACGGAAUCCGCUACGAGUUCGGCAUCUUCAAUCAGAAAAUCGUGGAGGGCUGGCAGGUGGAGGAAGCUGACGACUGGCUGCGCUACGGGAACCCCUGGGAGAAGGCUCGCCCCGAGUACAUGCGGCCCGUCCACUACUACGGCCGAGUAGAGCACACGGAUGAAGGAGUGAAGUGGGUCGACACACAGGUGGUUCUGGCUCUUCCUUAUGACACCCCAGUCCCUGGCUACAGAAACAACAUUGUCAACACCAUGAGACUGUGGUCCGCUAAGGCCCCCUGUGACUUUAACCUCAAGGACUUUAAUGUUGGCGGCUACAUUCAAGCUGUGCUGGACAGAAACCUGGCUGAGAACAUCUCCCGGGUCCUCUACCCCAACGACAACUUCUUUGAAGGGAAGGAGCUGCGUCUGAAGCAGGAGUACUUCGUGGUAGCGGCGACUCUUCAGGACAUCAUCCGGCGAUUCAAAGCCUCCAAGUUUGGCUCCACCGAGUUUGUACGACUAGACCUUUCUACGCUGCCGGACAAGGUGGCCAUCCAGCUGAACGACACCCAUCCUGCUUUGGCCAUCCCCGAGCUGAUGAGGAUCCUGGUGGACGUCGAGAAACUGACUUGGGAGAAGGCCUGGGACAUCGUGGUUCGUACCUGUGCCUACACCAACCACACCGUCCUGCCUGAAGCCCUGGAGCGCUGGCCCGUCGACCUCUUUCAAAACCUGCUGCCUCGUCACCUGGAGCUCAUCUACGAGAUCAACAGGAGGCACAUGGAGCGCAUCGGCAAGCUUUUCCCUGGAGAUCUGGACCGCCUGCGCCGCAUGUCCCUGAUCGAGGAAGGGGACGUCAAGAAAAUCAAUAUGGCCCACCUGUGCAUUGUGGGAUCUCACGCCGUCAACGGAGUGGCCCGCAUCCACUCUGAAAUCAUCAAAGACACGGUGUUCAAGGAUUUCUACGAAGCAGACCCUGACAAGUUUCAGAACAAGACCAAUGGCAUCACGCCCCGGCGCUGGCUGGUCAUGUGCAACCCCGGCCUGGCUGAGGUCAUCGCAGAGCGGAUUGGUGAGGACUACAUCCGUGACCUCGACCAGCUGAAGAACCUUCUGGACUUUGUGGACGAUGACGCCUUCAUUCGGGAUGUUGCCAAAGUCAAACAAGAGAACAAGAUGAAGUUUUCUGCCCACCUGGAAGAGCACUACAAGGUGAAGAUCAACCCCGACUCCAUGUUUGAUGUCCAGGUGAAGAGGAUCCACGAGUACAAAAGGCAGCUGCUCAACUGCCUGCACAUCAUCACGCUGUACAACAGAAUCAAGAAGGAACCCACCAAGUCAUGGACCCCCAGGACCGUCAUGAUUGGAGGAAAGGCGGCUCCCGGUUACCACACUGCCAAGAUGAUCAUCAAGCUGAUCACAUCAAUUGGAGACAUCGUCAAUAAUGACCCUGUGGUGGGUGAUCGCCUCAAAGUCAUCUACCUGGAGAACUAUCGGGUGACUCUGGCUGAAAAGGUCAUCCCUGCAUCUGACCUGUCGGAGCAGAUCUCCACAGCAGGUACUGAGGCCUCUGGCACCGGGAACAUGAAGUUCAUGCUGAACGGAGCCCUCACCAUCGGCACCAUGGAUGGAGCCAACGUGGAAAUGGCGGAGGAAGCUGGAGAGGAGAACCUCUUCAUCUUCGGCAUGAGGGUGCCCGACGUGAAGGCUAUGGAUGAGAAGGGCUAUGACGCCGAGUCGUAUUACAACCGUAUCCCCGAGCUGAAGCAGGCAAUGGACCAGAUAUCUGGAGGCCUCUUCAGCCCCAGCCAGCCGGACCUUUUCACAGACAUCGUCAACAUGCUGAUGCACCACGACAGGUUCAAGGUGUUUGCAGACUAUGAGGCCUACAUCACAUGUCAAGACAAAGUCAGCGCACUCUACAAGAACCCUAAAGAGUGGACCAAGAUGGUGAUUCACAACAUCGCCGGCUGUGGUAAAUUCUCCAGUGACCGCACCAUUACCCAGUAUGCCAGGGAGAUCUGGGGCAUGGAGCCCAACUUGGAGAAGAUCCCUGCUCCUGAUGAUCCUCGCUAAACCACCUCACUGUAGCUCACCAUGUGGUCCAAGCACUGGAGAACCACCCCCCUGUAGCUUUUUCACUGUGUACUGUGGCGUUAUUUCUUUACAUUAUUGACCUCCUAUAGCACCUUUAUUACUUCCAGUUCAUGUUGCAGUAACGUGUAUCGAACUAAUCCAGAAUCUGAAUUCUGUAUUUUCCCUCUAUGUACCAGCACUGCUGGGUAAAAACCUCCGUCACCUUGGAAUCGUGAAAACAUUGAAGACAUACUUCCUGAUUUUGUAACAGCGCCCACUAGUCCUCUAUUCCAAAGUUUCCACACCACUGAAGUUUGGAAAUUCAAAGCCAAAACAUCAUCCAGGAGCUGAGAGAAAUCUUGUGAGCAUGAUGGCAAAAUCAGAAACUAUGUCUUUAACUUAACAGGGAUUCAAACCACAAUUCUACCAUGUGGCUCCCAAAACCUUGCAAACCCGCCAAUAAACCUCAGCACUGUUAUGGUCCUGAACCAACCUGCCUACGUCUUCCAUGGAAGCUCAGUGGUUGACUGCACCGCGGCCUCGGAGCAGCACUACGGCUGGACGGUGUCUCCAUAGUCACCACAGAACAACAUUGAAUUAAUGUUUCGUCUUUAAAAAAAAGUGUGUGUGUGUGUGUCUCCGUGUGUCUCCGUGUGUGUGUGUGUGUGUGUGUGUGUGUGUGUGUGUGUGUGUGUGUGUGUGUCUGUGUCCCCGUGUGUGUGUGUGUGUGUGUGUCGGUUUAGCUGUGAUGUCCUCAGCAUGUUGUGUCCCAUUCUGCUGUGUCCUCUUCAUAAAAGUGACCUGUGUUAGAAGAUAACCAAGCCUUCUCUGCCUAAAAACCCAAAGUGACUGAAUUAAUCUUUGCAAGAAGUGUGUAUUCUGUAGUUAGUUGUGUGUUUAGCAUAUGUGAGUCCAUGACACUGGCGAUCAGCUUGAUCGGUGUAUUGUAAGAGCAUGCUGUCCUGCUACUGUCUGACUGUGGUGCUGCAGGAAAGAACCCCUCACUACGCUGAACCUCGCAUUUAACUUUGACCGUUUUCAUUCAGUCAAUAAAAGAGAACUACAUCAACAGCUCA